Molecule: messenger RNA, 888 nt
Organism: Pichia kudriavzevii
Lineage: Eukaryota; Fungi; Ascomycota; Pichiomycetes; Pichiales; Pichiaceae
Exons: 1
Coding region: 1-888 (295 amino acids)
Source: RefSeq, a predicted model, not a curated record
AUGAUUAUAUUUGGAAUGGUGUUUCGUUUGCUUGCUUUUCUGAGUAUUUUUGUCAGUGAAGCUGUGCAUGUUAGUGCCACACAACUAUGCAUGGAGAUACCGCCAAGCAGAACCGAUUCGCAAGAACUAAUGACUGAACUAAACAUGCUACAUCAACACCUAUAUUCCAUGGAUGCAUCUAAGAGUAAGAACCAGAAUGAAAUCCAACUAUUGAAUGACAAAAUCGACAAGGUUGUCAAUGAUUAUCUGAUAAGUAAUAGUUGCUUACGUUAUUAUUUUAAAGAAUAUAUAUCAUUUGAAGAGGUUGAAAAUAGUCUACUUUUAAACAAUGGGAUAGUUGUAUCAUUACGCUUAAAACUUGACGAUUACCACAUUGACCAAAGAAAACAAAAGCUUAAUUUGAAUAUUAUCGAUCCAAUGGCCAAUACAUUGAGGAGGAUCAACAGCAUUGAAGAAACAGAACUAAGGUUUUUAUUUGAUUAUCCAAUUGAGGAGAAGACACGAGAUUAUUUCAAUGAGCAAUAUUUCGAUGUAUGUUUGGAAAAUAUCAAAUACGAUAAAUCAUGGAGUUCGACUAUAUCAAUAAUCAAUGGAGAACUUGAACUCAUUUUCGGUAUGAACUCAAUUAAUAAAAAAUACGCUGAAUCGACAGAGAAAGUCAACUCCAUCUUUGAACAGCUCCAACUAAUUGACAGUGAGUUAGACUUAGUUUAUAAACAACUUGUACAUAACCUCAGAACAAGUGAACCACUGUUAAGAGAUAAAAAUGAGGAUACAUUAACAAAAUCACUGAUUUGGUUUAUUGUGAUAUUUGUUAUCUAUUUAAUUGUCAAUUUUAUACAAAUUUCAUGGUUGAUCAAAUACCUGAAAAACAAAAAUCUUAUUUGA